AAACCGACAAUGUAAUAACCAUGUUUACAUAUCUCAUCAAUAAGCUUAAGAUACGGGCAAAAAAUCCAAGUCAUGGUCGGUACAAAGGCAUGGCUACCGACAUAUUCUUAAAAGAAGAUUCAUAUGUCUGGUUUUUGGAAAACGACGACUGUCUGACACCAUUACAAUUAUCGGCUAAAUUAGGAGUUGUUGAAAUUUUUCAAUUUAUAAUUAAUCUCGAAAACGUCUACUCAUUUGUAAGUACACAUGAUGGACUGUUUGACGUAAAAUUGUACGACAUCACCGAAAUUGACACAGUUGCUAAUCAACAUGUUGUCUCAAAUAAAUCGGCAAACGGAGGCUACGGACAUAAAAAGGUUUCAAGAAAUAUUGACGGUGUUAGUGAUAUCAAACCAAAAACUAAUCCCAACUGUUUUAACCAGUUUGAAUAUCCAGAAACAGAAUCAAUAUUAGAAAUGAUGUUUGAUUUUGAAUACCAGAGUCAAUCUGCUUUUAGAAUAAUUGAAACCAUACCAGUAAAGAAUAUCAUUCUUGAGAAAUGGCAUAAAUUGAGGUAUUUUUAUUUCAUAUGGGGCUUUCUCCAUUUGUUAAUGACCGUGUUUUUAACUAUGGAAAUCUUCAUUAGGUCAGAGUUAUAUGCCCUCCAAACUGUUUCAAACACAACCACACUCGAAAUUCAUGUUCCGGUCGCAUCUAGAAAAUUUGCUGAUUUUGUAUCCUGGAUGAGUGUCGUUCUUGGUGGUGGGGUCUAUUGCUUAAUGAUCUCACUGUUACUGAUUGCGAAAGCAAGACGACCAAAUGCGCUUCGGUAUAUUUUCCACAACUUAGGAUAUGUAUUAUUUUUAAUUGUGUUCUCCGCUUGUUUAUUUAUUGACUUUUUCAUGACAAUGACCAGUGACACACAUGACAAUAUUGCUUUAAUACUAGCCGUAAUUGCUGGUUGGUGGUUUUCCGUAUUUUUCUUGCGAGCUAUUCGGCUUUUUAGUUUUUUCACAGAAAUGAUCCGAAGAGUCAUUAUAGGAGAUCUAUUGCGAUUUGCAGUAAUUAUUUCGUUUAUGUUGUUUGCGUUUACAUCAGGCAUGCAUGCCGUUUUUGUUGGUAAGAAUGCUGUGAAUGAGCACUUUAGUAGUUUUGGAGGUGCCAUGUUCACGAUGUUUAAACUAAUGUUAGGUUUGGAUGAUUUUGGGGUUUUGAAUGAAGCCAGAAUACCGGGUUUAGCGAUAGCUCUCUACAUUGUGUUUGCACUGCUUACUUACGUUCUAUUAAUAAAUUCACUUAUAGCUAUGAUGUCACAGACAUGUGCAGUGGUUUUGGAAGAUAGAUACCCACAAUGGAGACUGCAACAACUUUCAGUUGGCUUGUUCCUUGAAGAUAUCUUUUUUUUAUCUUGUAUUCGAUAUUUUUUUGCAUCUCCAGGAAUGGAGAAAAAAAUUCGCCGAUUUGACCCAGUUACAAAGCAAACUAAAGUUUACAGUCGAUACUUUUCGAAAAUACAUUCGUUGCAAGCAACCUAUGCUUCAGAGGAAGAUCGAGAAGCAAUGAAAAAAACAAUGAAAGAAAAAGAUCAAUUUAGAAGAAAAGGAUCUUUAAAUUCAGACCAGGCUAUUGAAUAUGAAAAUGCAUCGACCGUCCCUAGACGAACAAAACUUACAGUAUUACCAGAUGUAGAAACGCCAUCAAAAUACGAUGAAAUAGAUGUUCAUGAUCAUACUAACAACUGUACUGAAAGAAACUUACCUUUUUACCCGAAUGGAUAUCAUCACGUCGAUAUUGAGCCUUAUGGUACAUCAAGUACAUAAAGUAAGCGUUAAAGAUGAAUAGCGGAACUUUAAAAAUUGUUAUGAUUAAAUCGCUCUCCAUUUAACCUUAUUUUUAGAUUUUCCAACAAACAUGACAGGCAAAGUUGUUAGUACUAUCAUUGAUUUUGCUUUUGAUCAAUUAAAUCAUAACUAAUGGAGGUUUGGCUAGCCACAAAACCAGGUUCAACCCACCAUUUUUUUUCUUAAAAUGUCCUGUACCAAGUCAGGAAUAUGGCAGUUUUUAUUUAAUAGUUCGUUUCUAUGAAUGUUGCAUUGUUGUUUGUUUUUUUGUUGCACUUCUGUACGUGUUCUGUUAUUUCGUUGUUUUCCUCAUAUAGUUGAUGUGUUUCCCCUCGGUUUUAGUUUGUAACCCGCAUUUGUUUUCUCUCAAUCGAUUUAUGACUUUUGAAGAGCGGUAUACUACUGUUGCCUUUAUUUAUAUUCUAUGAAUUUGUGAAAAGUUUGUUCCUAUACCCUAUCAAUAUUAUGUAAUUAUAUCUUGGCAUUGCACACGGUCAUGCUUUUCUCAUACUGUUUAUGACGUCUUUACACUUAAUCCGUUGAAUAUGUACUGAUUGAUGAUUUAGUCUGGGAGCACAUACUUAAUAUAUUUGUUGUAAUUGGCCUUUAACUAGCUUUUGGUACUUGUGAGUAGUCUGAUAUCGGUACUUUGUGUCUUGGGCACCUAAGAUCACCCACGGUUUUGGUGGGCUUCGUUUUUCUCAGUCUUUAAUUUAUCAUGUUGUUUUUUGUGUACUGUUGUUUGUCUUUUCGUAGUUUUUUUUGGUUUUUUUUUUUCCUUGGUAUAUUGCCAGUCUGUUUUCGACUUGUGGGUUUGAAUAUCCCUUUGUUAUCUUUCGCCUCUCUUUUUCUGUCUUAAUGUUAGUUAUUUUUUGUUCUUCAAGCUGAUCUGAUGAAUCAAGCCAUUUCUAAAUGAUUUUUACAGUUUGUUUUACGCCACAUCAUAGUCCCAGGUUAGGGGAGGGUUGAACGCUCACAAACAUGUUUAACCCCGCCACAUUCUGUAUG
Molecule: messenger RNA, 2828 nt
Organism: Mytilus californianus (California mussel)
Lineage: Eukaryota; Metazoa; Mollusca; Bivalvia; Mytilida; Mytilidae
Product: transient receptor potential cation channel subfamily V member 5-like
Exons: 2
Coding region: 21-1799 (592 amino acids)
Biological process (GO): calcium ion import across plasma membrane
Cellular component (GO): membrane
Molecular function (GO): calcium channel activity
Source: RefSeq, a predicted model, not a curated record